Strongylocentrotus purpuratus (purple sea urchin) is the source of this 2221-nucleotide messenger RNA. Its product is annotated as protein-L-isoaspartate(D-aspartate) O-methyltransferase-like. NCBI's taxonomy places the organism in Eukaryota, Metazoa, Echinodermata, Echinoidea, Camarodonta, Strongylocentrotidae. The record is from RefSeq and is a predicted model, not a curated record. Gene Ontology annotation, cellular component: cytoplasm. Gene Ontology annotation, molecular function: protein-L-isoaspartate (D-aspartate) O-methyltransferase activity. Gene Ontology annotation, biological process: protein modification process.
GCAGACGGAACGUGUAAACCUAUGGGGGCCGCAGGGGCGCGGUAUAUUCAUCGUGCAGAGAUGGCGUGGAGAUCAAGCGGAGAAUCUCACGAAGAGCUCAUUACGAGACUAAAAGAAAAUGGAAUCAUCAAGAAUGAUUUAGUCUUGAAAGCAAUGCGAGGUGUUGAUCGCAAACAUUACAGCAGUAAUAGUCCAUAUGCUGACUCUCCACAGAGUAUUGGAUAUGCUGUAACUAUAAGCGCACCUCAUAUGCAUGCACAUGCCCUUGAACUUCUCAAAGAUCAUCUUAGUGAAGGCAAAGCAGCACUGGAUGUUGGAUCAGGAAGUGGCUAUUUGACAUCCUGUAUGGCAAUCAUGGUAGGAUCCAGCGGGAAGGUAGUAGGAAUAGACCACAUCAAAGAACUGGUAGAUAAAUCUAGGAAGAAUAUAGAGAAAGAUAAUCCUGAUUUACUGACAUCGGGCAGAAUACAGCUAAUAGUUGGCGAUGGUAGGCAAGGAUAUCCAGCUGGUGCCCCAUAUGAUGCUAUCCAUGUUGGUGCUGCAGCUCCAACAUUACCACAGGCACUCAUCGAGCAGCUGAAGCCUGGUGGGCGUCUCAUCAUCCCUGUAGGACCGCAGGGAGCGGCUCAGAAUCUAGAGCAGUACGACAAGACACCAGAAGGACAGGUCACUAAGAAGACCCUCAUGGGCGUGGUCUAUGUACCCCUUACCGGUAAAGAACAGCAGUCCUGGCAAGAUGAAGUAGACGAUGGAUGAGACACAAACAUAGACAAUAACAAUUGCAUAUUGGACCUUUAUUUUCCUGUUGGUUUCAUUCUUUUCGAUGAUUUACUCUCAAAGAAUGUCAAAGAAUGCUGUGAUCAGGUUUGUUUCUGCUUGAGGUGGUUUGUAGUCAGGCAUGAAUGCUGGGGACAGAACCGUUUGUUGACAAUUGGAGCUGAAUCCAAACAGGAUUAUUGAACAAGAACAAGUGGGUACUACAAGCCAAGAUGUGCAGAUGAUUUCUUCAUUAUCUAUGAAGUUUCCUUGGUUUGUAAUUAGGAGAUGAUCGUUAGAUACAAAUGAGUGAAUGCAUGGACUCAUUACAUUGAAUCACUGUAUGGCAUACAUGAAGAUCUCUCAUGCUGAUGCUAAAAGAGAGUUAAUGCUUUCAUAGCAUGGACUAAACAAGCAGAGCAAAUAAAUUGGAAUGGAGAUGAUUUUAUUUUCAAUGGGACUUACAUGUAUGAGUAACAAAUAUUCUGAAAUCUGCAUUUGAUGUCAUUUUGAAUUUCCAAUGUAUGUAGAACAGCUUGAUAAAUGCCCUUUCAGACAUUGUAGUAGCAAGGAAUUGUUUGUUUAAGCAAUUGUGUACUUUUAAUAUCCAAGUGCUAAGAAGAAAGCUUCAGAAGAUCUAUAGUUACAAGUCCUGUCUGAGGGACUGAGUAAUUUGGGAUUUACACUUGGCCCAGGGGGAAAUGGGCCUUCAUUGAUCUUGCAUCUAGGUUAACCUGGGUUUAAGUCCAUUGCUCUGGUCACUGAACCAAAAACAUAUUUGGCUGCAUAAGACUUGGGUAUGAUAUUGUACAUGUGGCUUGUCUGUACAUGGAUACCUGUAACUGGCUGUGAGAGAUUACAACUCAUUGGUAUGUUGAAAUAAUAAUAACAAUAAUAAUAUUUAAUUUUUAUAUAGCGCUUAUUACAAAUGUCUCUAAGCGCUUUACAAAUAUACUAUUACCCCGGUGGAAUGCACUAUGUAUUUUAUUGUAGAAACUGCUAGUAUAAAGUCAAAGUGAUCUUUGAGUUCUGGCAAUGGAACUGCACUUCAAGAGAAACUGACUUGAAAUCACAAUUAAUGAUCAUGCAAUGCAUAUGUUAUUGGAUUGCCCAGUUAGAAAUCAUAGUCACUGACAAUUACAAACCUGUUUAUGCAUAUAUGGGACUACAUGUAUUCUCAUGGUCAUGAUCAACAUCUCCAUUUCCUCAUAUUUAUUUGAUAAUUACUCAGCAUUUUAUAUUUUUCUUAAUAUUAAUCAACAAAUAACAAUAACUUUAUUUGGUAGUUAAAGUUAAUUUGAUAGUCUUAAGAUUCAGUUUGAAUUUGAUUGGAUUCUUUGAGGAUUGUGUUUUUCAUCAUAACCAGAACUCAAACUUGACUUCACAGAAUACAUAGACAAUGCUUAAGCAGAAGAUAUCAACACUUUGCUUUGUGUGAUAAUGUAAUCCUCAACGGAUUUCAUUG